Messenger RNA from Homalodisca vitripennis (glassy-winged sharpshooter), 5452 nucleotides. Its product is annotated as neurogenic locus notch homolog protein 1-like. The record is from RefSeq and is a predicted model, not a curated record. The transcript is spliced from 15 exons. The coding region runs from base 653 to 4333 and encodes 1226 amino acids. NCBI's taxonomy places the organism in Eukaryota, Metazoa, Arthropoda, Insecta, Hemiptera, Cicadellidae.
CUAUGACGGUCGCUGUAAGCUUAUUGCCCAGCCAGUACCUCAGUGCCGAGUGGAUUCAGACUGCCAGACGGUGGAGCGUUGCGUGCGUGGCAGUUGUGUGGAGGCGUGCCGCGUGGAUCCAUGUGGCCUGAAUGCCAUCUGUGCCUCGCAAACACACACAGCGGUCUGCACCUGCCCUCCAGGCUUCAUCGGCAACCCACAUAUUGAAUGUUCGAUAGUGCCAUCGGUCAUACCACCUGUGAUUGUACCUGAGUGUGUGCGGGAUGACGAGUGCUCGUGGGAUCGCUCUUGCGUGAACCAGCGUUGUGUCAACCCAUGCACUGCAGACAACUGUGCCAGAGGCGCGUUCUGUCACGUUGAGAACCAUAGAGCCAUUUGCCGCUGUCCUGCGGGCUUCCAAGGAGAUCCGCUUGUCGAGUGUAGGCCUCCUGCGGAUGCCACAGUGGGCUGUACCUCCAACUCAGAGUGCAGCUUGAAGGAAUCCUGUGUCAACCGAUUGUGUAUCAGUCCUUGUAACUGUGGCCCCAACGCUGAAUGCCGUGUUACCAAUCACUACGCCAUAUGCUUCUGCAAGCCUGGUUACUCAGGCAAUCCUCAAAUUGGCUGCGUCAAAUUGGGUUGUGAAUCCGACGAUCAGUGCAGUUUAGACAAGAUGUGCUACAACAGUGAGUGCAUCAGCCCCUGUAUCCUGGGAGAUCCUUGUGCAAUGAACGCUGAAUGUUACGGCUCAGACCAUCGAGCCACCUGCAGGUGCCGACCAGGCUACGAGGGCAACCCACUGGUACAGUGCGCUCGUGUACAGUGCAGGAUCGACGCUGACUGUCCCCAGGACCGAGCGUGCAUCAACCAACACUGUGUCAACCCUUGUGACAACCCCCUCAACCCCGUGUGCGCAGCUAACGCUCUCUGCUACGUAAGGAACCAUGUGGCCUCGUGCCGCUGUCCUGACCACCUGCCAAUGGGCAACCCGAUGGCGUACUGUGAGCGCACCCCACCACCCCUCGCUGAGCCAGAGUGUCGUCACGAUCCGGAUUGCCCAAGCCAACUGGCCUGUAUACGCAACACAUGUGUCAACCCUUGUGUAGCCUUGUCACCGUGUGCCACCUCCUCACGCUGCAGUGUCCUGGACACUAUGCCUGUUCGCACAAUGAUAUGCACAUGCCCGGACGGUUGGGUGCCCAACAACGAAGGAGAGUGUAGGCCAGUGGUCGUUCCAAUGCCACCUGGAUGUACUGCGGACACGGACUGCCCCACCAAUGAGACAUGUAUCAACCGUAUGUGCAGGAACCCCUGCAACUGCGGAACCAAUACCAACUGUCUCGUGCAGAACCACCGACCGAUCUGCUCAUGUAUGGAGGGCUUCGAAGGCAAUCCGUAUGUGACUUGUAGAGCAGUGGGUUGCCGUUCGGACUCAGAAUGUGAAUCAGGAAAGGCAUGUGUGAAUGGCAUCUGUCUGAACCCCUGCGUGGUGAGCGAUCCUUGUGGUAUCAAUGCAGAAUGCUACCCAGUUGGCAGCAGAGCAGAGUGUCGCUGUCUCUCCGGCUACCGGGGUAACCCUCGUGAGAGAUGCUUUGUCGUUGGUUGCCGCAGCAACAGUGACUGUCCUAACGACCGUGCUUGCAUCAACGGCCAGUGUAUAAACCCUUGUGUCUACGAACAUCCUUGUGCCAGCCAAGCGGAGUGUCUGGUGCAGAACCAUCUCGCUCUGUGCCGCUGCCCACAAGGCAUGGUCGGUAAUCCCUACACAACUUGUCGGCCGGAGAUCGUCGCCGAGUGUACGACCGACGGAGAUUGUCCAUCGGUAAUGGCCUGUUUCAACGGAAAGUGCAAGGAGCCCUGUGGAGUGCUGCAGCCGUGCAACCGUCCUUCCGUUUGCCAAGCCACCAAUUCUCUACCCGUCCGCACCAUGAUCUGUGUCUGUCCCGAUGGCUUCAUCUCCAGUGGCUCCGGGACCUGCAAACCUGUGCAGCAGACAGAUGUUGGCGGCUGCUCAGCUGACUCAGAGUGCCCGCAGGAUAAGGCUUGUCUCAACGGAUUGUGUCGUGACCCGUGCCGCUGUGGUCCCAACGCUGACUGCCGAGUCAGAGAUCACAAGCCUGUCUGCUCUUGUUUACAAGGAUACGAUGGAAACCCUGAACUGAACUGUAUUAAAACCGAAUGCUACAGCGACUCAGAUUGUUCUGGGACACAUAGCUGUGUGAACCGUAUGUGCGUGCCGGCCUGUGCCGCUGAUGGCAGUUCCUGUGGAACCAGUGCCAUUUGCUAUGGAGCUAACCACCGUCCCGUGUGCCAGUGCCAGCCCGGUCUCAUCGGUAAUGCCAACAUCGCCUGUGUGGUGGUUGGCUGCCGUUCAGAUUCCGAAUGUCCCUCAGACCGAGCCUGCAUCAACAGUUUGUGCGUUUCUCCCUGCGCAGAGAGUAACCCAUGUCAACAGCCGGCCGAGUGCGUUGUCUACGACCACAAGGUUGACUGUUCCUGUCCUCCCGGCUUCGUCGGAGACUUGGGUCGAGGCUGUCAGAGAGUGGAAAUAACAUGUGUGAGCGACAGUGACUGUCCAUCACAGACAGCCUGCAUCAACUCUGAAUGUGUCAAUCCUUGCAAUGCUACGGAACCUUGUGGCGUUAACACGCGGUGCCAAGUGUUCGACACUCCGGUGUGGCGCACCAUGGUGUGCGAGUGUCUGCCUGGUUACCAGGGCAAUGCUGCUGUCCGAUGUGACCUCGUGCCGAUAUGUGCGGUGGACAAAGGCUACAUAAUAGACGAAGCUGGCAACUGUGUGUGUCCACCUGGUACAGCUCUGAACGCCAAUGAUGAGUGUGUGCGAUGUCUGCCGGAACGAGGACAGAAAGUGGAUGAGCGAGGUCGUUGUGUUUGUGCUCUUGAACGAGGAAUGAUCAUCGAUGAACGUGGCAACUGUGUCUGCCCAACAGAGUUCGGUUACAAGCUUGACGCAAAUGGAAACUGUGUGCCAGGUGAAGGCCCGCCCGAGUGCGAGACAGACGAUGACUGCGCUGAUCACCGCUACUGUAACCUCAACACCAAGACUUGUGAUGAUCCCUGCCUCACAAAGGUGUGUGGCAUCAAUGCCUUCUGUAAUGCCACCAGACACCGUGCCAUCUGCCAGUGCAUCCAUGAUGCCUUUGGCGAUCCUGAAGUUGCUUGCAACACAACGCACUUCAGGACAGACUUCCCAAGACCUGACAUGGUGGUCAGUUGCCUCUCAGAUGGAGUGCAAGUCGAGAUACACAUCACUGAGAAGGGAUUCAAUGGAGUGUUGUACGUUAAGGGACACAGCAAGGACGAGCAGUGUCGUCGUGUUGUCACCCUGCCCUCAGACUCACUUCCCAGAACAGAGAUUUUCAAAGUCAACUUUGGCUCCUGUGGACUUAUACAUGUCAAUGGUCAAGCAAGUUUCGUGCUGGUUAUCCAGAAACAUCCAAAACUGGUGACAUACAAAGCACAAGCUUAUCACAUAAAGUGUGUGUACACGACGGGAGAACAGAACGUAACACUCGGGUUCAACGUGUCAAUGUUGACAACGGCAGGUACAAUCGCCAAUACCGGCCCACCGCCAACAUGCUCCAUGCGUAUUGUCACACACACUGGACAAGAAAUCAAUUCAGCAGAGAUUGGAGAUAACCUCAUGUUGCAAGUCGAUGUGCAGCCGUCAAGUAUUUAUGGAGGAUUCGCAAGAAGCUGUGUGGCCAAGACCAUGGAAGACAGUGUUGAGAAUGAAUAUAUUGUGACUGACGAGAACGGCUGUGCAACCGACCCCUCAAUAUUCGGUGAGUGGGACUACAACCCGGAGACACAGUCACUGCUGGCAGGCUUUAACGCCUUCAAGUUCCCGAGCAGCGAUAACAUCAGAUUCCAGUGCAACAUCAGAGUCUGCUUUGGAAAGUGUCAGCCGGUGAACUGUCGGGGCUAUAACGCUUACGGCAGAAGACGACGAGCUAUCGACAGCCGCAACAACACGGCCGUCGAGGUUGCAGAGGCUGUCACUGAAGGACAGCUACGAGAAGAGAUCACUCUCUUGUCCAAUGCCAUUCUCACUUUUGAGAGGAGAGAGGAACGUUACACCAGUCCCACAGAAGCCCCAGACAUACAGCAAGUAGAGGACAUCUGCGUGUCCAUGAUUGGCUUCAUCAUCGCCCUAAUCAUGACAGCGCUGCUAGCACUAGUAGCGGUGGCGGUGGCAGUGUCAUGCUGGCUCAUCGCAUACCGCCGGCGACCCAAGGUCUCGGGCCCAUUGCCACAUCCGCCUGAGUUCCCUAACCCUCUGUUCACGACGCCAGAACCGCUAGCAGAACCAUCCCCAGACUACCUCUCCUAACCUACUUUCGUCUCGUCGCAUAUACCAAAUCGAGCCAGCCGAAGAUGAUUUUUGAAAGGGCGAUUCUUUCCCAAAUCAUGCUACAUGGCCACCUCAUCUCUCUAGUUUAGUUAAACUCGACUGAUGCCGCGGCCAACAAAAAUACAUAUCAGAUUGAACGAACGAAACGAACAACGACUCUUUACAAGUCGAUCUGAGAUGUAUUUUUCUGUUGUAAUUGACAUCUCCUCCGUUGGCUUAAUAACUUUUAACAAAGGCAAGCUACAAAGGGGUGACUUUCAUUUCUUUGACUUAGGUGAAGGCUGAUUUGUAAAUAGGUAACUCUUUCACUGUUGCUUUGUAAUUCACUUACAUUUUGUUAUCUGCAACUUAUUCUGAUUAACUUAUUUUGUAAUUAAUACUUUGUGCUCUUUUUCAACCUUUUCGUUUUUUAGCCAUCGGAGGAUUUGUUUUAGUUAGUUAUGAUUUUAUAAAUAAUAUAUAUACUAUAAAUAAUUCCUAAUGUCAUGUAUUAUAGUCAAAGCGGUUUUUGUUUAUAUGUAUGAAUGGGGUAUAUUUUUAGUUAGGAUUGACUUUGUUAAUUUUUUGUUUCAGUUCUAAUUACUUAUAUACAAAGUGAAAGGUGUAUGAAUCUGAGUUAAUAGUUAAUUAAUUGUUAAUUUUAUUAUACGUACUGUGAUCGAUUUUACUUAAACUAGACUGUAUUAAAAGAGUUUAGUUUUCAUACUUGUAAAAUUUAUUUAUAAACAACAUUAAAUCGGUUACAGUAUAAGACUGCCAAGCAUUUUAUAUUUAAUAUUAAUUACUUUAAGCUUAGAGCUAUAAUGUUGUUAGCAACUUUUAAAAAUCAAAGUAAUUUAUUUAAAUGAAUCAACAGUUGUAAACAAGGAAAUGAGCUCUGAUGUGUUGUUUAGGUUAGUUUGGUGUUCGUAUACGUAGUUUUGGUGCAAUUUUUACAACUUAGCCUAUUUCCUUCUUUCACUGUUGAAACAUGAACCAAGAAGUUUAUAGUCCUUUUAACAACUUCUGUCUAAAUUUAGCAAUAACGAUUAUAGUUUUUAAAUGUUUAUAAAAUGUGAUAAUAAUUUGCAUAAUAAAAUUAUAAUAAUAUUUAUUUAA